Olea europaea var. sylvestris is the source of this 714-nucleotide messenger RNA. RefSeq names its product MATH domain-containing protein At5g43560-like. The coding region runs from base 246 to 503 and encodes 85 amino acids. NCBI's taxonomy places the organism in Eukaryota, Viridiplantae, Streptophyta, Magnoliopsida, Lamiales, Oleaceae. The transcript is spliced from 2 exons. The record is from RefSeq and is a predicted model, not a curated record.
GAAAAUAGAAAUUAUAAAUAAGCAAUGAAUGCAUAAUUUAUUAUUUCUCGCGCUUUCUUCUUCUGCUAGUUCCUUUCUUCCCAAUCUCCUUCUCAAAUAUCUCGUUUCUCCCUUUACACCUUUAUCUCUCUUUGCAACUUCUUAUUCGUUUAAUAAUCAAAAGCGAUUCAUUCUUUGUUUUCCAGUUUGUCUUAUGUUGAGACGGUGAAGUAGGGAAAGUGUGGUGAGAGUUGAGAAGGGAGGAAAUGGCUGAGAUUGCCACUGGGUCGUCUGGAACAGGGAGGUUGAAGUCACUGGAAGGCGUAUCUACUGUGCAGCAGCAGCAGUGCCAGCCUGAGGAAACGUUGGUGGAAUGGAGGUCUUCCGAGCAGUUGGAAAAUGGGAUCCCAUCAACCUCGCCUCCAUACUGGGAUAUCAGCGACGACGAAGGCGGUAUGCCAUUUGUUCCCUUAAGGAUAAUUGGAAGCCAUGUUAAUGAAUUCCUUUUAAUGGUUCUGUUUUAGUCAAUUUUGAGAAAGUAACAUGAUAUCAAUCAAUAUUGUGCUAGACAUUUGUCAUGUGGCAUCUCUGAUUUUUUGCCUGAAGCUUACACCCUGAGGCUUGCAUUACUGAGGCUUUCACUAAAUGUCUCGAAGCUUACGCCUUGAGGCUGUUUGGUAAAGCUUUUAUGAAGCUUAUUCCUCAACGUACUCGGCUCACGCCACAGGGUGGUUG